CCGGACUCCCAGAAAAGACCUGCGCCACGUGGAUUCGCUGCAUACCCCCGCAAACGAGCCGUGACGGCUUGUCAAGUCUGCCGAGCGCGGAGAACGAAAUGCGACAACCUCAAGCCGUCAUGUUCCUUUUGUUUGAAGGUUGGAGCGAAAUGCAUCCAGUCGUCCGUGGACCUCUCUAGCUAUGAUCCUGCUAGCUUGCAGAUACUACAACGCUUGGACGAUCUUGAGCAGCUUGUCCGGGAUAUUGGGGGUGGCCAGAAUGUCGUACAAGCACCGACAGAGGGAAUACCAAAGCGGGAGAGCUUCGAUCGCUCCAGAUUGACCCCCUGCUCGAUCGAUCAAAUUCUGGACUGGAGCUCGUUAAAGAGCUUACGGGGACAGCGUCAACCAAACGAACAUGCCUUUCCAUGCACAAAUAGCGCUGUUGUGCAGAUGACGACGACUUCGCCCAUGUCAGGCCACGAUGAGCUGGAACCGCAUCGGACGAGGAGAUUAGUCGACAAUUUCUUCAAUUACGUCCAUGUGAAAAAUCCAGUCUUGGACGAACAGGGUACCCGACAGAUUGUUUCGAGGGUAUGCAUGCAUGGAAUUGACUGGUCACCCGAAGCGUGCCUGACAUUGCUUGUAUGCGCACUUGGAACGAUUGCAACUCCUCUCCUCGGCUGUAGUUACGUCGUGAGAGACUCCGACACAUAUCGCACUGCCGAGUCUUUCUUCCUAGCUUCCAAGAAGCGAUUGGGAAUGUUGUUGGGGUCAUCCAGUCUGAUCGAGGCGCAGUGCAUGUUUCUUGCCGGCGUUUACACAAUGUGCACAUUCCAAAGACUUCCAGCAUGGCGUUUCUUCAUGCAAUCACUUGCAUGCUGUCAAACAUUUGAAUCCCUUAAGGCGUUUCGGCAAGACUAUGGCGAACAGCUUGACGAGGACGGCCGACGCUCCGCUGCGGCUGAACAGGCUAUCUACUGGUCGGCUUGGAAGUCGGAGCGGGAGAUCCACCAUGAGCUAGGCCUGCCGGGCUAUCUUUUCUCAGAAAUCGACAUUACUGGCUACCCACCAUUCUAUCCGACGCCACCGAGACAUGAGGACCAACCGCCUAGUAUCAUCAGUCCCGACACUGAACGCCGUGAACAUGCGUCUUGGUAUUUCUACCUUUCAGAGAUAUCGUUGCUGCGACUGCGGCGACGUAUGGCUCGAGAAAUUCAGGACAUUGAGCCUCACAACAGCAACGACCUGGUAACAGACCUCACCAAACUGGUUGCAGACCAUGAACGCCAGAUCCUUGAUUGGAUCAAUGCACUUCCCGAGCAUCUGUCUAUCAACGCACCUCCAGAAGAAGACGAGAUUUGUCGCUUUGUGUUGAGAGGGCAUCUCAUUGACGUCUACGAGAUGCUCUAUUGGCCUUUUGUUGAUAGGGGGAUCAACGGUCCGGCUUCCUGCGAUGACGACCCAUUACUCGCCGAGCUGGCGACCAAAGGGCUUCGUUAUCAUGUGGAACGUAUCAUCGUCAACCGCCCCGGCUUUCAGCAUCGACAUCACGGCACCUUCGGCAUGAUAGUUAGUUGCACUCGAAGUGCACUUGUGCUGCUCGCA
This is a messenger RNA of Trematosphaeria pertusa, 1587 nucleotides long. Its product is annotated as C6 zinc finger domain-containing protein. The transcript has a single exon. The record is from RefSeq and is a predicted model, not a curated record. The annotation marks the transcript as partial. Gene Ontology annotation, molecular function: DNA-binding transcription factor activity, RNA polymerase II-specific; zinc ion binding. Gene Ontology annotation, biological process: regulation of DNA-templated transcription. Lineage: Eukaryota; Fungi; Ascomycota; Dothideomycetes; Pleosporales; Trematosphaeriaceae.